AACUCUCUUUUGUCUUGCUCAAUUAAUGCUAUACAUUUCAAGCUCAAAUUGUCAAAUUUCCCUUUUUCUUGAAUUAGUUUCUUUCUUGUUUUUGUUGAUUCUAUAGUGGAGUACUAUUCAUCCCUCUUAAUUUUUGUUGAAAUCCUAUCGGAGGCACACAAAAAACAAAUUGGUGAUUUUUUCCCGUUUGCAUUAGUCUAGGUGGGCUGAUUUAUCCAUACUUGUGCUGGGAGGUAUGAGAUGCCUGGUAAAAUAGUGGGGGUGCAUACAAAUUGGCCGGAAUACUACCCUCAUAAAAAGGAAGAGAUUUAAUGUAUUUAAAAUGAUGAAAGAUACUAUAGUACCCUUCAGUAAUAGAUGAUUUUGUUUUUUCAUUUUAAAUAACAAAAAUGUUGAAUUUACCUUAACUGCUUAACAAAAUAUCCAGAUACCUUCAGUCUAUCAUGUACAUACUGAACGACAAUCUUUUCGCUAUAUUGUUUCUUGGAUUCAAAGAACGAUAGUGGCAAUGAUGGAGCACCUUCCAAGAAAUAAGGUGACUAGCUGGAAGCUUUUGAAAUCCCAACAACAUUGUUAUAUAAAUUUGGUGGGAAGUGAGCGUUUUAGUGGCUUUGGGGAUGGGGAGUCUAUUGCAUCGGGAGUAUAGAGAUUGAUUUUACCCAAGGACCCCUUUAGCAAACCAAGAAUAUAGUCGACAAAGAGAUUUCUAAGUUGUGAAAGUUUUCGUUAUCUAGGAAUAUUGGUGGCAUCAGCUGCAUCUCAUUACAAAAGCAAAAAAGGGAAAAUGUUCAUUGAAUUUUCCUAAUUAACAACGUGAUUUGCUAGACAGCUUGCUUCAAUCUUGUCUUAGAAGAGUUCAUAUCAUGAAAAUUCUUAACUCCUUUUUGCAGUUAAAAGGAGAACUUGAAAGGGCUCACUUGAAUUGUUUCCCAAAAUUGGGGCAGAUCAAGGUGGAUGCUGUGAUGGUCAAGAGGAACUCAUGCUUUUACCACCUUCCUGAAACUUUGCCUCUAAAGCAUGUUUUCCAGCAUCUAAAGGGAAUUAGGUCGCUUCAUGUUGAAGUUUGCCAAUAUGGCAUUUUAUAUCAGUUGGGUUCAUCUGAAUAUGUCGAUGACCAAAUUUUGCAUCAGCAUGAUGAUGUUAUUAGCACUAUUUCUGGUAACACAAAAAGUAAAACUUCUAUGACCGGCACAAAAUUUGAAAAGUUAAAAUGCAGAAGAAAGAUGAAGAAGAUGAAAAGAUUUGCCUGCCUUAAAAGUGCACUAUUAGAUGCUUUAAGAAUAGCCCAUUUGACAAAGAUGAAGAAGAAGAAACGGAACAAAGCUAGGAAAAGGUAUAAAUUUAACUGCCCAGAAGGACCUGAUGAGCCUCUAGUUGUUUCGAAGGCAAGCUUUGCUCUUCCCACAUAUUGUUGUGAAGGUAGGGGAGACAAGGAACAGAGUUUUUGUCCAGCAGCAGAGUCCCAUUGUGAAGAUUUAUCAGAAGCAGUUUCAGUUUCGGGCAUUAUCAGGAAAUAUUUCUCAAUUCAUGAUGAGGUGAAUUCAAGCUUAAGGUAUACUCAUGAAGGAGCUCGUACUUUACAAGGUGAACAGACAAUGACUCGAACGUAUCUUCGUGAUCUUAAUGUAGAACAUUCUUUGCUUUCUCCUUUUCCAGCUAAAGCACCUCUGCAAAUCUCAGAUGCUCCACUUCCAAAUGAAAGCGUUAGCAGAGCCCCAGUAAAUAAGUCUAAAAGGAUUGAAAUUGGAAGUCGUAUUAUUUCUGCCUCAAAAAGUCUCUCUCGUGUUCACUGUAGGAGACUGCUGCCCAAAUCUGCUUCUCUUAUUCGAAGUCUAGUAUUUGAGAUGUCUGAUGAGGAUUAGUGAAGAUUACACUUCUGAUACACCACCUUGAAAAGUUUCAUGCCAUUUCUGGUCCACAUUGCCGAUAGAGAGAUUUGAGCUAAGGUGUAGUAGCGAGAUGUUACAUAACAAUGCAGAUAUGAGCUUCAUUUCUGUACUGAACUUCUCCUUUCCGUUUUUAGUCUUCAGCUUUUAGGCUUUGUCGUCAAAGGCAAUUAAAAAUGUAGCUUGGUGUUGGUCCGGUUUCUGGUUUAGUUCUAUUGAUGAAGAUCUUCAAUCGUAUAUUUGAGGCUGCUGUAAAGAUUUGUGGCCUAUUUCU
Molecule: messenger RNA, 2160 nt
Organism: Nicotiana tabacum (common tobacco)
Lineage: Eukaryota; Viridiplantae; Streptophyta; Magnoliopsida; Solanales; Solanaceae
Source: RefSeq, a predicted model, not a curated record